CGGCCCGGAAGUCGCGGAACGCGCGUCGGCGCAGGCGCCUGGGAGCAGGUGCAAGAUGGCGGAAGGCGGUGGCGCCGAUCCCGGGGAACAGGAGAGGUCUUCUGGGCCGCGGCCCCCGAGCGCGCGGGAUCUGCAGUUGGCCUUGGCGGAAUUAUAUGAAGAUGAAGUGAAAUGCAAAUCUUCCAAAUCUGAUAGACCUAACGCUGCAGUCUUUAAAAGCCCGCGAACACCACCUCAGAGGUUCUAUUCAAGUGAACGUGAAUACAGUGGAUUACAUAUAGUUCAACCUUCAACUGGGAAGAUUGUGAGUGAACUUUUCAAAGAGGCAAGAGAACAUGGGGCUGUCCCUCUGAAUGAAGCCACAAGAGCUUCAGGUGAUAACAAAUCUAAGUCAUUUACAGGUGGAGGAUAUAGAUUGGGCAAUUCCUUUUGUAAGCGGUCUGAAUACAUCUAUGGAGAAAACCAACUGCAAGAUGUUCAGAUUUUGCUUAAACUGUGGAGCAAUGGUUUCAGUUUAGAUGAUGGAGAACUGAGACCUUAUCACGACCCACCAAAUGCUCAAUUUCUGGAGUCUGUUAAAAAAGGAGAGAUUCCCCUGGAGCUUCAGCGGCUGGUUCACGGUGGCCACGUGAAUUUGGAUAUGGAGGACCGCCGGGAUCAAGAAUACAUAAAACCUAGACUGAGGUUCAAGGCUUUCAGUGGAGAAGGACAAAAACUUGGAAGCCUUACACCUGAAAUAGUCAGUACCCCUUCGUCUCCUGAAGAGGAGGAUAAGUCCAUACUUAACGCCGUUGUUCUCAUUGAUGAUUCAGUGCCAACGACAAAAAUUCAGAUCAGAUUAGCAGAUGGGAGUCGUUUGAUACAAAGAUUCAAUAGUACACACAGGUAUUUGUUCCAGCGGCGCCCCGUUUCCAGGUGUCUGGGAAAGCACUAUGCCUACUCACUGCCACGUGACGUGAAUGCGCCAGUAGGAGACCUGGGAUCCACCUGCCUCGGGUGCUCUGGUCGUUUUCAGGGAGGUGAACUGACCCGUGGCAGAGGUCUUCCCCCUGGCAGGGCUGGCAGAAGUUCCACGGAGAGAAGUGUUAUCUCACCUCCACGGAGAAGCUUGUUCUCAGUGUCACGAGGCGGAGUGACGUCAUUCCUGAGUCUUCUCCGAGCAAAGGAAGCCAUGCUCCUCUCCACUGACUGAUAACCGCUUGGAGGAUCUGUGAACAGAUGGCAGGCUAAAACGCUUACCAGGAACGAGCUAUGGUGUCACAGGAGCAAAAUCAUCUUCCUUAGGAAGUCAUCUGUUGGAACAAAUGGACAUUUUAUAUUAAAGGGCGUUGCCAUAUUUUGGAUUCGCAAAACCCUGUAAAAUUGUUUGAAAUGCUAUUCCUGUAGUUCCUUUUUAUCGCGUAGGUCGCGUGCCUGUAGACGCACAUACAAAAGCCACUGCCAUCUUUAUAUAUGAUAGUCUUGGACAAUGUAGAAGUUAGGAGGGAGAACUGGGCAUUCAGAACAACGCUUUCACACGUACUACAUGGCGUUUUGCUGCAUUAGAGUCGUUUCCCCGAAUUCUUUUUACUACUGGAGUCACCGUAACCUGUAAGAUCUAUCAUCACCCCCCAAAAAGAUGCCAUUACAUCGAGCUGUUAGACAACCACGUGUGAGGGCAGUUGGUUUGCAUGACAUAUGUAAUCAAAGAGUUUAAGUGUCUGCUUUACCAAUAAAGAAUGUUUUCACUGAAAGUCAUUGAAAAUCCUUUUCAAAAUCUCCUUGAUUUGCAGGUUUAUUUGAGUGACAUAGAUUAAAGCAUGAAUAUCCUUGCCUGUGCUUUAAUUUCCUGUAGUGUAUCUUCUUGAUUGACAGAGAAGAACUGAAUUGUAGCUACGGUAUCUCAAUUUCCCGUUACCGUUGUUGUUUUUAUUCCAUCAAAAUAAAGGUGCAAAAUUUUCUGUA
Neofelis nebulosa (Clouded leopard) is the source of this 1944-nucleotide messenger RNA. RefSeq names its product UBX domain protein 2B (gene UBXN2B). Gene Ontology annotation, biological process: autophagosome assembly; nuclear membrane reassembly; Golgi organization. Lineage: Eukaryota; Metazoa; Chordata; Mammalia; Carnivora; Felidae. The transcript is spliced from 8 exons. The coding region runs from base 56 to 1192 and encodes 378 amino acids. Gene Ontology annotation, cellular component: nucleus; cytosol. Gene Ontology annotation, molecular function: ubiquitin binding. The record is from RefSeq and is a predicted model, not a curated record.